CACUGCACUGUUGUGCGCAGAAUCCGUCGCAUUCGCCAACCCUGCGGGACGACAUCGCGCCUUGAACACGGGGAGCAAGAUGCCGACAGGCCGCAAGCGCUCCUCGCAGGAGCUCAGUACCGACGAUGCCCAGGACCCGGCGCAGCCGUCGAUGUUGCAUCGCCUCAGAAAUAUGUGGCAAUUUGCCAACUUGUACCAGUUCAUCGUGCUCUUCGGACAAGCUCUCAAGUUAGACGACAACCUCGACAUCGAAGAUCUGGAGGCAGAAUGCCUUAAACCAGGGUCCAUGGCACUCCAGGAGAUUGGCCUCGGCCUUCUCAAGUUCCUCUCCUCGCACCGCGGCUUAACCCACGAGUUGUUUGACGAAUAUACAAGGAGACAAUUUCUCAGCAAGGCGCCGGAGAAGAACCCGUUCGGUACCGCAGAGGAACCCGCCAAGUUUGCGCAGUUCGACGUCUUUACCAAGAUUCGCGUGUUACAGCAGAUGACGCAGCUGAUCAUGAUGAACCCGGAACGGUUGCGAGAGAGGACCGAAGAACAGAAAGACACAGAGCAGACAUCAUGGCGCAUCGAACCCUAUGGAUGGGACCGUCACGACCGCACCUACUUUGUCCUCGACGACAACCGUUUGUACCGCCUGACUGAUGCGCCACCGCCGCCUCCGAAGCCGAAGAAGAACACCAAAAAAUUCAGAGCUGCGCAACGGUCCAGCAAGAGGCGUCGCGUCGCAACCGGAGCGGCAAGCGAUGCUGAUGCGCACGACGAUGCUUGCGAAUCGAAUGAUGCGGCGGAACCAGAAGAUGAUGGUCUUGGAGGCAUGAAGUGGGAGUGUAUCGCUGUCACCCUCGGCGAAGUCCGCGAGUUCCUGUCGACCAUCCAGAAGUCCAAGGAUGCCAACGAGAAGAUCCUAUACAAUCAGAUUCAAAAUCAUCUGGUGCCCAUCCUCGAGAAGCAAGAAGAGUCGAGGAAACGGAAACAGCUUCAGCGGGAGAAGGAACUUCUGAACCUGCAGAAGCUGGCUUUCGCGAAGAGGUCUAGCCGGAUUGCUAGCAGAAUGGAACAGCAAAGGAUGGAGGAGCGGGCUCGUGAAGAGGAGCGGAAGAGGCUCGAGGAGGAAGCGGCCAGAAGGAAGCAAGAGGAGCAGCGGUUGAAGAUGGAACGUGAGAGAGAACGUCGGAUGAUGUCGAGAGAACGGCGUCUCAGGGAACGGGAGGCGCGCCGCAGGCUGCAUGAGGAGGAACUUGCUCAACUGUCAGAGGGCAGCAGGGGGGGAAGCAAUGCCUCCGCCCGCAUGUCAGAGCGACGGCGAUUAGCCGAGAUUGAGAGGAACAAGAAGGCCUUGCAGGAGCUAGAGGAGGAGGAGGAAGACUGGAUCUUCGAUUGCGUCUGUGGGGUUUACGGCAAGGUCGAUGACGGGACGCACAGCGUCGCAUGUGAGAAAUGCAACAUUUGGCAGCAUAGCAAAUGCCUGGGCAUCAGCGAGGAGGAAGCGGAAAAGGAGGAUUUCCACUUCAUAUGCAGCUCCUGCCGCCGGCGUCAGGAAGCAGCGGACGAUUCGCGCCCUCGGAUGAUCAAAAUCAAAGUCAACAACCACCAGCAGGCGUCGAAUACCCUUACCGGCCAACAACCGGUGGUAGAGGGCACAGCAGCCCCUCAACAACAACCCCAAGGACAGUCAGUUGCUGAACUCGACGCACGGCAACAACCAAACGCCGCUGAUAGUUCGGAACCAUUACCGACAAACCAAGGCCGCAGCGUCCAGGAGACCCCGGCGGUUCAACCAGCGCAAUCGAGCGCUUCCAAUCCACAACAGCAAGAAACAAGCGGUGAUGCGACGAACAACUGCGUACCCGGACGAGAGACCAUUCAAGGACCACCAACGAGCCAGAGGAACAGCCCUUUCUCGUCACCACAUCCGAGUCUUUUGCCCUCCGGCGGCCAGUCGACCCAACGCAGCCUUGACGAAUCCACUCGCGGCACUCUCACACUUCUCCCGUCUGGCGAUGACGGCAAGGCGGGAUUGGUUGCUAAAUCGGCCGAAGUGACCGCGCCUCCUUCAACGCUGCCCGGAAGCGGGAGUGGCGCCUCGCCAUCAAAGCGACGAGACAGUCCCCCUUCUCCUCCAACAAAGACAUCUUCGACUGUUUCCGCCGCUCCGAGCGGGCUAGCCCCUCCGCUUUCUGCGGAGAAUAUUGGCAGCGUGGCAUCUUCGUCCUCGAUGACUUUGCCACCACAUCUUACCCCGGCGCCGUCGCACGAUGUUAGAUCUGAUCAUGCCGCCUCCAGCUCCUCGCCACUGCCGCCUUCUAGCGGUGGCUUGUCUCCCACGAAGCAUUCGCCGCCUGCGCCCAGACGCCCGCAGCAGCACGUCAACGGGGGCGCCAGCAGCGCCGCGAGUCCCAUGGUUGGGGGAUCCCACCCGCCUUCAACCGUGUUCCCGCCCGUGGCGUCCCUGUCGCCGUCCCCGCGGCAACAGAUACUGACGCCUCCGGUCAAACCUGCAGAACCCGUCAGGGUCCCGCCUCCACAGGUGACCAAGGGCGUGCAGCCGCCUAAGCUUGCCCCGGUCAGCUCUCCGCAAUCGGAUGCUCAGUCGAGUUGAUGCAUGGUGGCUGGAACCUAUGGCUGGGUUGAACGCGAUGGCGGGAGAACAUCAAGGUUUUUGAUAUGCAUAUCGGAUUGUUGGCGGGCAUGGAUGAGCAGGGCAUGUACUGUUGUGUCAUACAGGUUUGAGAAUCAUGGCUUGGAAUUGGGACAUACGUGCGCCUGGCAAGGCGUGGCACCGGUACUUACGGGCAUUAAUUAAGCAUGUUUAGAAGAUAGACUGGCGGGCAGCCUCCACAGAGCAUUCUAACACCAGGAGAAUGAGCCCGGCGGAACCUGUGAAGCCGAUCACUACCACCUUCUGUGCCCAGCGUCAACUCGCGACAUCCAUUCUACUAAAAAGACUGUCGUCAGGUACCUGAAAAACCGCCCU
This is a messenger RNA of Thermothelomyces thermophilus ATCC 42464, 2977 nucleotides long. RefSeq lists its product as uncharacterized. Gene Ontology annotation, cellular component: RSF complex. Lineage: Eukaryota; Fungi; Ascomycota; Sordariomycetes; Sordariales; Chaetomiaceae. The transcript is spliced from 5 exons. Gene Ontology annotation, biological process: regulation of DNA-templated transcription. The record is from RefSeq and is a predicted model, not a curated record. The coding region runs from base 80 to 2602 and encodes 840 amino acids.